This is a messenger RNA of Oryzias melastigma (Indian medaka), 1526 nucleotides long. It is a transcript of the gene st6galnac5b, whose product is annotated as ST6 (alpha-N-acetyl-neuraminyl-2,3-beta-galactosyl-1,3)-N-acetylgalactosaminide alpha-2,6-sialyltransferase 5b. Gene Ontology annotation, molecular function: alpha-N-acetylgalactosaminide alpha-2,6-sialyltransferase activity. Gene Ontology annotation, biological process: ganglioside biosynthetic process; oligosaccharide metabolic process. The record is from RefSeq and is a predicted model, not a curated record. The coding region runs from base 227 to 1162 and encodes 311 amino acids. NCBI's taxonomy places the organism in Eukaryota, Metazoa, Chordata, Actinopteri, Beloniformes, Adrianichthyidae. The transcript is spliced from 5 exons.
UGGAGGAGAUGAUCAGGAUCUGAUCGGUUUCUGAAGCUCCUCAGGUCUGAGGAUGAGGAGUCAUCCAGCUGGAGGAUGUUUAGGACCAUGGGGAGGUGAAAGGGGGGGAAGCAGAGGAGCGUUGAGCGCGUGAACGCGCGCCGGUCCCGGUGAGGAUGAGGCGCGUUCAGGAGGACCCGCACGCCGACGGGAUGAAGACUCCGUCCGCGCGUGGAGCCGAGGGGGGAUGAAGAUGAAGAUCAGAGCGUGCCCGGGGCUUGGUGGCAUCCUGGUGGUUACCAUGGUUACCAGCUUCCUGGUGCUGUACAACAGCAGCUCCAGAGACAGACCCCCUUCCCGCUCUUCUCCCCCCCGCUGGGACCCCCCCAAGAGGCGGGCGGCUCUGGUGGGGUACAGCAGCGUCCCGGAUCGUAAGCCUCUGAAGCUGCACUGUAAGACCUGCUCCCUGGUCUCCAGCUCGGGCCAGCUAACCGGACACGGAAGGGGGGCAGAGAUCGACCGUUCGGACUGCGUCAUCCGAAUGAACGACGCCCCCACCACGGGGUUCCAGCGGGACGUGGGCCGGCGCACCGCCGUGCGUGUGGUGGCUCACUCCAGCCUGCAGAGGGUGCUGCAGAGCCGGCAGCAGCUGCUGAACGGCAGCCAGGACCCGGUCCUGAUCUUCUGGGGGCCGAGCAGCUGCAUGAGGCGGGAUGGGCGGGGCCACAUCUACAACACGCUCCGGCGGAUGAACCAGCUGCUGCCUCGGCUCAGGAUCUUCGUCAUCUCCAGGAUCAAGAUGCUGAAGUUUGACGAGUCGUUCAAGGAGGAAACGGGCAUCGAUCGGAGGAGGUCCAACUCCUGGCUGAGCACGGGCUGGUUCACCAUGGCCCUCGCGGUGGAGCUGUGCGACAGGAUCGACGUGUACGGCAUGGUGCCUCCGGAUUUCUGCAACUCCUCCUCCCGCCCCGCCGUGCCGUAUCAUUACUAUGAGCCCUGGGGGCCCGCCGAGUGCUCCAUGUACCUGUCCCACGAGAGGAGCCGGCAGGGCAGCCACCACCGCUUCAUCACCGAGAAGACGGUGUUUUCAAACUGGGCCAGGACGCUCAACAUCCACUUCCACCAGCCGGACUGGCAGCCUGCCGCCGGCGGGACGGCCGGGAACUCUUCAGCCGGAUCCUGAGGCCCCCGUCACACUGGUGUCAAGCCAGCACGCUCUCGCUAAACUGCUGUCAAGUGAGCCCUCUCUGGAAUACGGCGUGCGACUUUAAUACAAUCAUUACGGUAGCAGCAAGAAAGGCUUCAUUUCAAAGAAAGAGUAAAGGGUACCUCCUUGUUUCCACAGAACCAUUUCACUUCUCACUUAGAGUAUCCUUUCAUGUACUCUUACCCUCAAAGUUUCACUCUAAUCUGAUGUGGUAUUUUGUGGUACUACUCAAUUGAAAUUGUGUACUUAAGCGAAAAAAAUCUUUUUUUUAAUUACUCAUAAUAUGAAAACUCCUAGUUUCCAAGGAGUCAUUUAACUUAUCACUUAGAUUAUAUCAGGC